Messenger RNA from Zingiber officinale, 825 nucleotides. RefSeq lists its product as uncharacterized. Gene Ontology annotation, molecular function: protein binding. The coding region runs from base 162 to 761 and encodes 199 amino acids. The record is from RefSeq and is a predicted model, not a curated record. The transcript has 2 exons. NCBI's taxonomy places the organism in Eukaryota, Viridiplantae, Streptophyta, Magnoliopsida, Zingiberales, Zingiberaceae.
AAUGCAUGGGCCACUUUCCCACAGCGUGUGAUUUGGAUUUCUAGCAGGAAUCCACCACCACUCUGCUGCUCUCUAUAUAAAUCAAACCAUGACUUGUACCCAAAUUAAUCCACUUCACCACCAACAGCACCACUGAGAUCACCUCCACAACCAGAGCAGCCAUGGAUUGGUUUUCCUGGCUCUCUAAUUCCGGCCUCGAUCCAUCCAUCGCCUGCCAGUACGCGCUGCUCUUCGCUAGCAACGAGCUGGAGGAGGAGGACAUUGCCUACUUCGACCACGGGUUCCUGCAGAGCAUGGGUAUCACUAUCGCUAAACAUCGCCUCGAGAUCCUCAAGCUCAUAAAUCAUCGCGUAAGGGUUUCGUCUCCUCUGCCAGCGGCUAAGCUUGUCUCCGUGAUAAGGAAUUCCAAGACCUGCUUCGCCAACUACAUCCGCUCCAUGAUGAUGCGCCGCAACAGGGCAGCAGAUCCGACGAUUUUGGUGGUGCCCAAGGCUUCUUAUGGGGGCAACGGCGGAGACCAGUGGCGAGGAUCAAUGUUGAAGAGAAAAACAAAGCUUGCGCUGCUGAAGCAGGGCCGGGUCAUGAUCGCCGACCGUGGCGUGACUGUUAAAGCUCUUCAUCGUCCUCCUUCCCACAGCUCGAGCCCCAUGGUUCACUCUUGUGCUGAUGAUGACCACGAUGAUGAUGGAGAUGGAUACUGGGAGAGUGCAGCGGGAGAAGCUACGUGGGACACCAUGUUUCAGGACUUGAAGCCCACAUGAGAAUUAGCAAGCUUAAUUUUGUAAAGAUGCAUAUGAAUUAACGACUUUGGUCUUGUUUAGCUGA